AUGGAAGAUAGUAAUAUCCUUGGUGAGGACCUACCACUUCCUCCAACUCGGCUUUUCGAACGACUGGCGCAGCUGCCUGGAUAUACUUGGGAUCAGUCCAUCGAGCCUUUUCAUUCAACAUACAGCCAUUGGCAUGUUUACGGUCUCCGCCAUUCUCUCGAGUCCGACGUCUCUACGCCCGCCGCGACUUCAUCAGGGCCAUCUAGUCUCGCGCGCAACUCCCCACGAGCCGAAUCCCGCCCUCCCUUUCGCCAUCACUGGAGAAGUAGUCUGAGCGAAUCCAGCAGUGAGAUAUCACUUUCGCGUGGCGAUCACGAACCAAUAUGGACUCCGGUCAUCGCCCGGGUUUCGUCUCACGUUGUGAGACUCGAGCGUGAGUUCCAUAUGCAAAGGUCCAUAGUACAAACGUCGGAUCCCGAUUGCAACCACACAAUACGACCGAUUGAUCUUAUACGGCUUCCUCGAGAUCCUGGUGAUGCGGGUCCUCUAUUGGUGGCUAUCUUCGAAUCACCAGGUCAGAACAUGCUGAAGGAGUUGGUCGCAUUUGGACCUGCCUGGUUUGCUAUGGGCACCAAAGGCGACAGUAGUGAGCCGACUCCUGGAGAGCAGGUUUCCCUUCCAGUAUUCCUUGAUUUCGGUAUCGGCGCAUGCGAUUGCCUCGAACUCCUACAUUACGGGCUUAAAACGGUUCACGGUGAAAUUCGCGGGGAUGCUUUUCAUUUCAGUCUAGAAACAGGGUCUGUAAAACUAAUCAACACAGGAAAUGGUGCCCGGUCGUUCGAUAACAUCCUUAGCGAGGGCUGGUCGUCGACUGCUAGAGAGCUUGGUGUUAAGAAUAAAUUACAGUUUAUUGCACCGGAGCAGACAGGAAGAAUGCCAACUGAACCGGAUAGUCGAACGGAUAUCUACGCGCUUGGGGUACUUUUCUGGACAAUGUUAGUUGGGAAGCCGGCGUUUACUGGAAGCGACCCGGUUGAAGUUGUUCAGAAUGUGCUGGGGAAGAAGCUACCACCAGUUUCGGCCAAGAGAAUGGAUGUCCCAGACGCAGUGUCAGCUGUGAUCGAGAAGAUGACUCAGAAGGCAGUCAAUGAGCGCUAUCAUACCAUUUCUUCCGUGAAGAGAGAUUUGGUACAGAUUUCUCAAUUGCUUGGUGACGGUGAUAGCGAAGCUUUGAAAGAUUUUCAAAUUGCUCAGCGCGACGUCUCUUCAUUCUUUACUCUGCCGUCUCGUAUGUUCGGGCGGAAGGAAGAGUAUAAAAAGCUCAUAGAGGUGGUUGAAAAAGUUUAUCGACGUCAGCAGUCCGCUUACGCCAGAGCUACCACUCAGAGCACCAGCGGACUAGGCUCCACUUCAUCUAUCUCGGACGGCCGUGUUGACAGCUUUGAAAUCGCGUCUGGCUCGAGCGACUCGGGCUCUUUCCACAUCCCUCAUAAGCCUAACUCUAAUGGUGGUCCUUCCAACCUCGGUCGUGUCUCCACGCAUGAGUCCAUUCAUAGUACCGAGUCAUCACUCUCGACACCAAAGCCAGGCUAUGUAUCAAAUAAGGCAAAGAGUCCGGUCGAAUCUCGUGCCUCCUGGGACAAUACAGAUAGAGACGGGCACCUCUCGACAGGAGCUAGCACGCAGAGCCAUGCGGACUCUCUUGGGGUAAAUAGGUCUAAGACUGCUCACAAGCUCCGCCGGAGUGGGAAGUGCGAGGUCAUUACCAUCAGUGGUGCUGCUGGCAUUGGGAAAACCGAUCUUCUCAAUCGCGUUCAACCGGCAAUUCGCAGGUUUGGUUAUAUCGGCAUUGCUCGCUUGGAUCGGGCGCGAAGGGUCCCUUUUGAACCCUUUGCCAAGAUUUUAGCCAGUCUUCUACGCCAGAUAUUUUCCGAGCGUGAUGUAACAACGGAUUAUCACGAAAGUGUCCGCACAGCAUUGCGGCCGAUGUGGCCCACGUUACAUCGAGUUCUGGAGCUGCCCGAGCAAUUGAUGUCAUCUGGAGGAAGUGAAAAGGACAUAUCGCCCAAGCUCUCGGCUGCCCAGCACAUUUUCAAUAAAGAUGUUUCGACCAAGGGAGAGCCUUCAAAGCGUAUUGCACUUCCUCGGUUUGACCAGGGGCAGACCUCGGUCGACUUUUUCUUAUCCAAUGCGGCUUUGAAGAAUAUGCGCUUGAUGGAAACAUUCCUGGAGAUACUAAAAACGUUGUCUCAGUUCAAGCUAAUUUGCGUAUGCGUGGAUGAUCUACACUAUGCUGAUGAUGAGACCCUCGACUUGAUCAUGAACAUUGUGAAAGCAAAAAUACCCUGUGUGCUUAUACUCACCAGUCGUAAGGCCGAACUGGAGUCGGAUGCCAUCAAGUCGCUCUUUGAGGCAGAGAACCCUAGCGUAACAAGGAUUGCGCUGAAUCCACUUGGGGAAGAUGAAGUCAUGCAGAUUGUAGCAGCUACAAUGCACCAGGAGCCAAACCCAAUGCUCACCCCUCUCGCAGCUGUCAUCCAGGAAAAGAGCGUUGGCAAUCCGUUCUACGUACGACUGAUGCUGGAAACCUGUUAUAGCAAAAACUGUAUUUGGUAUUCAUGGAAAAAUUCAGUGUGGGAAUUCGACCUUGACCGUAUCUUCACCGAGUUUGUGGCCCCAAGAUACGGUGAAGGGCUUGGGCUUGGGUUCAUUGCCAGACGUCUUCAGGAGACCCCGCCGGCGGCUCGAUCCAUUAUGGUUUGGAGCACACUGUUGGGAAGUCCAUUUGCGUUCUCUUUAGUUCAGAAGCUCCUCACAAGCGAAUUCCUGUACUCGAGCGACGAUGACGAGGCAGUGGACCUUACUUGCCCACAGAACGCGAAUCUUAUUAGGCAGUCGGAGGCCGACAUUGUAGUUGGACUGCAGUAUCUUGUUCAAGCAAAUCUUCUUGUCCCAGGGAAGACUGAUGAUGAAUUCAGAUUCGCCAAUGAUAGAAUAGCUCAAGCUGCUGCGUCAUUGACAGAGGGUCGCAAUGUCGAGAAGAUGCAUUUCAUCAUAUCGCAAGCAAUUAUGAAGUACUAUCAUGAUGGUCGGAGUCGCUAUGCAAUGGCUCGGCAUGUGGCCCUUGCGUCACGGAUAAUUAAGAAUAGGGUCCUUCAGAGACUUGAUUAUCGGAAAAUACUUUGGGAUGCCGCGCAAACAGCUGCACAAUCUGGCGCACGACCAACUGCACUUUGGUAUUUCCGUCAUUGUAUUGCACUUCUCCAAGAAAACCCAUGGGAUGACAACAAUACUGAUGUCUAUUAUGAUGAGACACUGCGACUACACAUUGCAACAGCUGAGAUGGCAUGGUCCCAGGGUCAUAAUUCAGAAGCGCUUGACUUACUGGACAAAGUCUUUGUCUAUGGAAAAAGUGCGGUGUGCAAGUCGAGGGCUUGGAUUGUGAAAGCUAAGAUAUAUGCUCAAAUGGGAAAUCAUCUCCGCUCGAUGGACUCGCUACUCACAUGCUUGGAUGAGCUUGGCGUUCAUCUCCGGGAGUUUACAACCUUUGAGGAAUGUGAUGCCGCUUAUAGAAACCUCAGGAGGUAUUUAGAGAAAGGGGAUUUGGAGGCUGUUGUCCGUAAGCCUGUGAGCAAGGACAUCAAUAUGAUCACUAUCGGGGCCGUUAUGGCUGAGGCAAUGGCUGUGACAUAUUGGGAUGAUCCCUUGACGUUUUACCGAAUGGCGAUCGAGAUGAUGAACCUCCACAUCUUCAAGGGUGGCUUUGUGCAGAUCUCAAUCGGCUGUUCUCACCUCGCUAUGAUCUCUUUCAGCCGUUUUCGAGAUUUGGAUCUUGCGGUAAAGCUGAGUGAUCAUGCACUUACUCUUCUAGAGCGCUGCCCUGAGCCUUGGACCCAGGGUCGUGGUUCGAUUGUCCAUAAUCUCUAUGUUAGUCACUUGCGAGUCCCUCUGGCAUCAACGCUUCCCGCUCUUGAGGCUUCUGUGGAGACUUCCUUUUCCAUGGGGGACCCUUACAUAACUCUAAUCAGUUUGUCAUCGAUGGCGAUGACGAGACUUUUUCUUGGCCAUGACUUGACUCACUUGGAAGGCUUUUGCAAUGAGAGUCCAGAGGAUAUUCCAGAAUGGGUGAAUGAUACCCGCGGCGGUGCGAGUCUCCUUGCAGUGCGACAAGUCGCACGUGCACUGCAAGGGAAGACUGGCUAUCGGAAUGCCGAUACUAUUAUGGCUGAUGAACACCACAAUACUAGCGAGUAUAUCGCCUUUUUGGAAAACAAUGCUAGUAACGCCGACCGUCCUCGUGACAUAUAUUGGGGCCUGGCUAUGAUCCCUCUGUUUGUAUACGGACACCACUCAAAAGCUAUAGAAUUGGGCGUGCAGAUGAUGGAUACUAUGCCCAGGCUAUGGUCUGCUCGUGUCUCGUAUGUUGUAUAUUUCUAUCUGGCUCUUUCUUUACUCACGCUGCACAAUGAGUAUCCUGCCGGCGGGUAUCUCGAUGGAAACAUGAAGACAGUCCUAAGGUACAAAGCCGAAGUUGAUUUCGCCCGGAGCGCUUGCGAUGCAAACUAUGGAAUGUGGUCUUUGAUAUUGGAGGCAUUGGUUUUCGAGGUCCGGAAUGAUCAUAGCUCAGCGAUCCGAGCAUUCGAGGAUAAAAGCUCAAUCUCUAUCAAGGCCGCAAUUGAUCACUGCCAAAUCCAUGGAUGGCCCUUGGAAGAGGCUCUUGCUCUUGAAUUGCAUGGCGAUUUCUUGAUACGACGUGGUGCUAAACGGGCGGCACGCUCCGUUAUGCAGGACGCCAUCGCCGCAUGGGCGGCGAUCAGUGCUGUUGGUAAGGCUGCACAACUGACGGAGAAGCAUGAAUGGCUCCUGAAAACAGCCACAUCUACAAGGAGUGUUGAUGUUGGUUGCCAAACUGUCGAUUCGCUCUUAGGAAUUAAUCGCAGUAGUGAACCAGAGGACAUCGGUGUCUCUCAGCAUAUGGAGGAAGAUGACCGACAGCACCGAUGGAUCGAGCAGAACGGCGUGACUACAGGCGAACGCUCGCUUGAUAUAUCUGGCGUUGGGCUUGACAUUAUUGAUCUGUCGAGUAUCCUCGAGUCUAGUCAAGUCAUGUCAUCUGAACUUCAGAUAGACAAGCUCCUAACGAAGAUGAUUGAGAUUGUUCUGGAAUCAUGCAACGGAUCAGAUUUUGCAGUCAUCGCAACUAAUUUCGAUGACAACUUCACUGUUGCCGCAGCUGGAGACCUCGAAAACGGGCAAAGAUCUUACGUCGACGGCCUUCCAUUUUCAGUGGUCGAAGAUAAAAUGGCUCAACAAAUCUCGCACUAUGUUAUGCGCACCCGGGAAGAGGUCCUCGUCCAUAAUGUUCUCGAGGAUGACCGGUUCUCGAAUGUCUCGGAUGCUUACCAGGGUAGAUAUCCGCUUGGCAAGUCUGUGAUUGCACUGCCAAUAAUGCAAGCGGAGCAUCUUCUUGGAGUUAUCCAUAUCGAAGGAAAGCCAAACUCCUUCACUCAGCGAAACCUUGUAGUCCUUCACCUGCUCUGUAACCAGAUUGGUAUUUCGCUGUCCAAUGCCUUGCUUUUCCGUGAAGUCCGCAAAGUUAGCGCCACCAACGCAUCUAUGGUUGAAGCUCAAAAGCGCGCACUCGCGCAGGCUCGUGAGGCGGAGCAAAAGGCGAAGGUAGCGGAAGCUGAAGCCAAGCAUAACGUCAAGUUGAAAGAGGAUGCAGCGAAGGCCAAAUCUAUUUUCUUGGCCAACAUCUCCCAUGAUCUACGUACGCCAAUGAAUGGGGUUAUUGGCCUUUCCGAGCUACUGAAGGCCACCAAGCUGGACAAAGAGCAGGACGAAUACGUGGAAUCUAUUCGUGUCUGCGCAGAUACCCUGCUCACCCUCAUUAAUGACAUCCUGGAUUUCUCUAAGUUGGAAGCUGGUAAGAUGAAAAUCUCCACGGUGCCUCUGAACAUCAAGGAGACAAUUUCAGAGGUUGUUCGUGCGCUUCGCUACACACACCGCGACCGGGGCUUGGAAACUAUCGAGGACCUCGAGAAGGUUCCUCCAGAUUUGGUGGUGCUUGGUGACCCCGUCCGUUUGCACCAGAUUUUCAUGAACCUCCUUAGCAAUAGUUACAAGUUCACGCCGAAGGGAUCGGUGACUGUCCGGGCGAGAGUUACUCGGGAAGGCAAGGGCCGUAUUCGCCUUGAAUGUUCGGUGUCUGAUACCGGAAUCGGAAUUCCCGAGGAGCAAAAAUCGCGACUAUUCAGGCCAUUUUCGCAAGCGGAUAGUUCCACCGCUAGAUCGUACGGCGGCAGUGGGCUCGGCCUAAGCAUCUGUAAAGCCAUCAUUGAAGACGUCCUAGGUGGCGCGAUUUGGCUCGAUUCAACUCCUGGAGUCGGCACCACAGUGACUUUCCACUUAUCCUUCAAUAAAGUCAAAGAUGCUUCCGCAAAAGCAUCAGGGCUAAAGAAAGGGGAUCCGAGUGAUAAAACGACCUCUCCUUCACCAACGGCUCGUGACCUUACUAUGAUUCCACGCGAUCAAAUCCGGGUCUGCAUUGCGGAAGAUAACCCGAUCAAUCAGAAGAUCGCUGUGAAAUUCGUGACUGGCCUUAAUCUGCAGUGUGAAGCAUAUAGUGAUGGGCGACAAGCGGUCGAGGCUCUACGUGCACGCUCACAGGAAGGGAAUCCUUUCCACGUUGUUUUGAUGGAUGUUCAAAUGCCUACAUUGGACGGCUAUAAUGCAACCCGUGAAAUCCGACGAGACCCUGAUCCUAAUGUUAAUGAAGCGCUUGUUAUCGCGAUGACGGCCAGUGCCAUUGAGGGCGACCGCGAGAAGUGUCUUGAAGCCGGCAUGAACAAUUAUCUUCCCAAGCCAGUCCGGUCGACAAUUCUAAGUGAGAUGUUGGACCAAUACCUCGCACCUGUGCCAACCUUCACGAAAACACGCCUGGCAAUGCGGGAGAGAGGGAGCGUCAGCCACGAUACUGGGACACCCAACAGUUCAUCGCCGUCGCCUGGCUCUGACAGUCAGGGAGCCCAGCUUACUCCAGAAUCAGACAAGCAAGUACAGCAAAAUUCAUCUGAGAUGAACUAG
Messenger RNA from Aspergillus oryzae RIB40, 7026 nucleotides. Its product is annotated as putative sensor histidine kinase/response regulator. Gene Ontology annotation, biological process: protein autophosphorylation; phosphorelay signal transduction system. Lineage: Eukaryota; Fungi; Ascomycota; Eurotiomycetes; Eurotiales; Aspergillaceae. The record is from RefSeq and is a predicted model, not a curated record. The coding region runs from base 1 to 7026 and encodes 2341 amino acids. Gene Ontology annotation, molecular function: phosphorelay sensor kinase activity; protein binding; ATP binding. The transcript has 6 exons.